Cornus florida is the source of this 1725-nucleotide messenger RNA. RefSeq names its product cysteine synthase 2. Lineage: Eukaryota; Viridiplantae; Streptophyta; Magnoliopsida; Cornales; Cornaceae. Gene Ontology annotation, molecular function: cysteine synthase activity. Gene Ontology annotation, cellular component: cytoplasm. The coding region runs from base 125 to 1405 and encodes 426 amino acids. The transcript has 6 exons. The record is from RefSeq and is a predicted model, not a curated record.
AAAUACUCCUCUGAGUCUCUGACCAAGCCCAGCCCUAGGAUGAGUGGUUGGGCUGAUGAACUUUACGCAAUAUUUGAUUCGGAUCUGAGACGGUGGGACCCCGAAUACGAGCCGAGCCAUCACAAUGGUGCCUGAGAGAAGCACAGGGGCCGUUGUCGCUGCACUCUCCUCAAUAGCCAUAAUCACUUACUUCCUCUGCAACAACCAGCGACCAAAGUCUUCCCUGAGAAAGACCCAAAAACGACUUUCACCAAACAAACCCAUAAAAGGUCUAAUCGAUGCCAUUGGCAACACCCCUCUGAUCAGAAUUAACAGCCUCUCUGAAGCCACUGGCUGUGAAAUUUUUGGAAAAGCUGAAUUCUUGAAUCCAGGAGGGAGUGUGAAAGAUAGGGUAGCUGUCAAAAUUAUUGAAGAGGCUCUGGAAUCUGGUGAGCUAGCUCCAGGUGGAGUGGUCACAGAGGGGAGUGCUGGAAGCACUGCUAUCAGUCUCGCAACAGUGGCUCCUGCUUAUGGAUGUAAAUGCCAUGUGGUUAUCCCAGAUGAUGUUGCUAUCGAGAAAUCUCAAAUACUUGAAGCCCUAGGAGCUACUGUUGAAAGGGUUAGGCCCGUGUCAAUUACACACAAAGAUCACUAUGUGAAUGUUGCAAGGAGAAGGGCAUUGGAAGCCAAUGAAAUAGCAUCAAAGUACCGAGAGUCCAACCAAAUGGAUGACAAAGACACAGAACAAACUAAUCGUUACACAUCUGAAGUUGGGAAACAAAGCUUAGUUUUUUCGAGUGAUUGCAAAGGUGGUUUCUUUGCAGAUCAGUUUGAAAACCUUGCAAACUUCCGUUCCCAUUACGAGGGUACUGGGCCUGAGAUUUGGGAUCAGACUGGCGGUAAUUUGCAUGCAUUCAUUGCGGCUGCAGGGACAGGUGGCACUUUGGCUGGUGCUUCUCGGUUUCUGAAGGAGAAGAAUCCAAAUAUCAAGUGCUUUCUUAUUGAUCCUCCUGGUUCUGGUUUGUUCAACAAGGUAAUGAGGGGAGUGAUGUACACCAGGGAGGAGGCAGAAGGACGGAGGCUGAAGAAUCCAUUUGAUACCAUAACUGAAGGAAUCGGAAUUAACAGACUAACCCAGAAUUUUACGAUGGCAAAACUUGAUGGGGCCUUUCGAGGUACAGAUAAGGAAGCUGUUGAAAUGUCUAGGUUUCUUUUGAAGAACGACGGGCUGUUUGUUGGGAGUUCUUCGGCCAUGAACUGUGUUGGAGCUGUUAGAGUGGCACAAUCAAUCGGCCCGGGCCACACAAUUGUAACAAUCCUUUGUGACAGCGGGAUGAGGCAUCUGAGUAAGUUUUGCAAUCCUCAGUAUCUGUCUCAGCAUGGCUUGACACCCUCUGCGACUGGACUAGAGUUCCUUGGUCUUUGAUGAGAUUUGAUCUGUUUGAGGGUUCCAUUGUGUGAAAUCCUAUAUUUUUUAUGGAUUAGUUCAAGCAUUGAUGUACCCCUUACACUCCCCUUAAUAGAUUAGGUUCAUAUAUGAUGCUAAGAUAGGACGACCUGCUUCCUUAGCAGGAUCAUGAGUUUUUAAUUAUUUGUGGUGAUCUGCGUCUCUCACACAUUCAUUUUAUUGGAGCUUAUUAUUAUUAUUAUUUUGGUGUAAAAUGUCAAUUGACGUAUUAUUAUUAUUGUUGUUGUUGUUAUAAUCACAUAUGAAGUGAAGAGCAGCUUUGAAUUUGUUCAUUCAAA